This is a messenger RNA of Tripterygium wilfordii, 2976 nucleotides long. RefSeq names its product two-component response regulator ARR2-like. The record is from RefSeq and is a predicted model, not a curated record. NCBI's taxonomy places the organism in Eukaryota, Viridiplantae, Streptophyta, Magnoliopsida, Celastrales, Celastraceae. Gene Ontology annotation, biological process: regulation of DNA-templated transcription; phosphorelay signal transduction system. Gene Ontology annotation, molecular function: DNA binding; DNA-binding transcription factor activity. The transcript has 5 exons. Gene Ontology annotation, cellular component: nucleus. Bases 1657 to 2718 code for a protein of 353 amino acids.
GUAUUAUCUUUCUCAUAGAUACUGAUACAUAUGGCUGCAGAAAUUGCCAAACUUCUUUAGCUAGUUGUAUUUUGCUUGCAGUUUUAAUAGCUUUUAGAAAUUGUUUGCGGUUUUACUUGGUAGUAUUGAACAGGGAGCUCCUCAUUGUCAAUUUUAUCUGUUUAGUUAUGGACUGAGCUGUAAAUUUAAUCUGCAUAUAAUUUUUUUGAAGCAUUUAAUACAUACUAAUUAAAUGCACACUAUUUUUGGCAUCUCAAGGAAGCAUAAUACAUGCCUCAAUUUUAUGCUAUGCACAUCUGUCAGUGAAAGCUACACGAGCUAACACACAGUAUUUCAUUCCUUUCUCAUUCUAUCAUUCUCAAACAUGAACAACGAGAACGCUCUCUCUUUUGAAAUUAGUGAAAAUAAUGCCCGAUCACCUGCAAGAGUCUUGGUAGUCGAUGGUAACUCUAUAUGCCUUAAAAUUGUGUCAAAAAUGCUUCGCAAACUUGAAUAUAAAGGUGUGUAGCGAAUAUCUUGCAUUCUCUUUUACGUAUCCCUGUUCUUUUGGAUGCUUCAUAUGCUAAAACUAAUCAUGGUUCAUUUGCAACUGCUAGUUCUGUAUGUGAUAUUGACUUUGCAGAUGCUUCACAAAGUUGUGUUUGUUGUGUCAUGAUUUUCAUGUAAAAAUCAUGACAUGUAAAUAAAUUAAUGUUGCACCUCAUCGUUAAUUAGUUCUUUCAAAUUUACAUGCGUAAUGAAUGAUAGAUUUGCAUGUAGUCCUUGGUCAUCGCUCAGCAGUGUUUUUCUCUAGAAACUGCAACCUGAUUCUGCAUCUCUGAACGGAAACAUAAAGUUGUGACUGUUUGGAUUUCGAAAUUUAAUCAUGCCAUCUGUAGAGUGUUAUGAUUAUUCUUAGACCUAUGUUCCCUUUUCUUAUUUGGAAAAAGGCUGUCAAGCAAAGCCCUAGAUGAAAGCUCCUCCCCAGUGAAGAUUUAAGGCUCUAUUUUAGUAUGGGGUAACUGCCUCAGUAGAGAAGGUGAAGGCCUCAAUUCCGAUGGCUGAAGGUCAGGAGUCUGACUUUCCUCUUCCCCGAAAUGCCUAAAAAACCCGGGUCUAUUUUAGUAUUUGCAUUAUUUUGUUAUGUUGGUCACAAGAUGGGUAUGGGUGCAAUCAACAUGCCUGUAUUCAUCACAACGCACUUGAAAAGAAAGCUUUCCUUCUAGAUUAGCAUGAUAUAACAAUUAAUACUGCAAAAUUAUUUUUCCCGUUGACUCGAUCUACAUGUUUUGUCAAACGACAAUUUACUUUUAUUCCCUAAUGUUAAGAUUAGUUAUUUUGUCAUUCAAUCCAAUAAGUUAACUUGUUGGGUUGGACAUUUCACAUCAUUUACUUAUAUUCUAACAUUCCCCGCAUGUGUGGGCUGGACAAUCCGACUACCCAACACAUGUGCAACAAACGAGGCCCAACACUAGGGCUACUGUCAUACAAGGCCCUCUCUUGAGGCAACAACAAAUACAUACAAAGGCCCACACUUGGGGCAAUAAUAAAUGAGGUUUAAAUUGCAAAAGCCAAGUUAUAACUGCUAAACGAGCAGCUGAUGCUUUGUGCAUUGUGCGAGAGAAGGAAAAUGGGAUUGACCUUGUUCUCACUGAAGCUCGCUUACCUGACAAGAAGAUGUAUGAGAUCGUCCAAUCACUUGGACAAACGUCCAACUCGCCGAUAGUCUUUAUGUCGGCUGACAGUGAAGAAAGUGCCAUAUUAGGAAGCUACGCUUCAGGGGCAGUGUUUUAUUUUGUAAAACCAUUUAUAAUGAAUGAUGCAAAGAAUAUCUGGCAGUUUGCAUACAUCAGUAAAAUAGAAAAGGUGGUGGCUGUGCCUGGAGUAAGUGGCAUUUGUGGGAAGUCACGACAUGAGGAUACAGAUAUAUUGUGUGCUGUGAGACCGGAGAAACAGGGUUUGCUAUUGCAUGAAAGAAAGGAGCAGGAAGAUGAGGAACAUGAUUUGGCGAUUGUGGAGAGUUGGGAGACAGUUUGGACAAGUGAGCUACAUGACAAGUUCUUGGAAGCCGUGAAUUUACUUGGCAUUGAUAAUGCUCAUCCAAAGAACAUUCUUGAAUAUAUGAAUGUCCAAGGACUAACGAGAGAAAAUAUUUCAAGCCAUUUACAGAAACAUUAUAUCAAAUUGAAAAAAGAGCAAGCAUGUAUCCAGAAGAACACGAGGAAAUCCAUGACUACAGAACAUGCUCCAGCUGGAGUCAAAAAUUAUUUUCUGGAGGCACGUUCUCUUGGUUCUAUCUGUCCAAGCAAUCUUGUGGAAGCAGGACCUAAUGGGGUGCCAAAGUUUAUGCAUGGGCAGUCAACUCUAUUGAACAGUCUUCCUGAUGGUUCUCAUUGCAAUUCUAGCCAAUUUGGAUUCACAGAUUCAGCUAUGGGGGAGUUACCUAGCUCUGACCAGGUGAGAAAUUAUACUUUUGAAGAUUUUCUCGAAGGAACAAUGACAAUGGCUCCCUGUAACGUGGGAGAUUCUGGCUCAAGUGUAGCCAAUUGCCUGGAAUUAUUGAACAACCCUAUGCAACAACAACAAGAACAAUUUCAGAUGCCACAGCCUUCAUUCUUGCCUCCACCACAACCACAGGAGCAGGAGGAGGAGUUGACUGGCAAAAGUGGGGUUAUUGAUGAGUUGUAUCGGCUAGGAAUGGGAUCUUCCCCACUUGAUGAGUAUUUUAAUGAUCUCUAGUAGAUCGACGAAUUGUCAUAAUAUAUGUCGUGAAGUCUCCAUGAGAGCUUGAUCGCGGACAUCAUGGCUUGAUUAACAGAAAUCAAACUCCCAAUGUCCAGCAUGUUUCGGGUUUUACAACUGCAGUUUACAGGUGUAGGUUUAUAGUUAAUGUUUCGGAUUAAAUGCUUGAAUUUGGAUCUUAUGAUGUUCCUGCUAUGUUGACCUUCCUGUGUUGCUUGCUUUUUCUUAACUGAAUGUAGUUUUACAACUGCUGUG